Aspergillus viridinutans is the source of this 1161-nucleotide messenger RNA. RefSeq lists its product as uncharacterized. The record is from RefSeq and is a predicted model, not a curated record. Lineage: Eukaryota; Fungi; Ascomycota; Eurotiomycetes; Eurotiales; Aspergillaceae. The coding region runs from base 1 to 1161 and encodes 386 amino acids. Gene Ontology annotation, biological process: carbohydrate catabolic process. Gene Ontology annotation, molecular function: alpha-galactosidase activity. The transcript is spliced from 4 exons.
AUGGCUCAGAAACCGCCGACUGCCAAUGCUAUUGUCGUUGAAGGCAAAACCUUCGCCCUUAACGGCUACAAUGUUUCCUACCGGUUCCACAUUGACGAGAGCACUGGCGACCUGCGCUCUGAUCACUUCGGCGGCAGCGUCAGUGGACCUAUUCCCGAUGAUCCAGCUCCCAUAAUCAAUGGAUGGACCGGUAUGCCUGAUCGCUAUGAUUCGCACACGGUGGUGAAGGGCAAGCCUGUACUGCCUGGUUUGCCGGCGACAUUCGGUAUAGAGGAGGAUGUCUCGACGCUAGUGGUGCAUUUGUAUGACCGGUAUAGUGCGGUCGAAGCGGAUCUAACGUACUCAAUAUUCCCAAGGUACGACGCCAUUGUGCGGAGUGUGAGCAUCACGAACAAGGGCAAGGGCACGAUCUCGAUCGAGGCACUGUCCAGUAUGAGUGUUGAUUUACCAUGUGAGGACUUUGAUAUGAUCGGCCUCAGGGGCGACUGGGCGAGAGAAGCGCAUCGGCAGAGACGCAAGGUUGAUUAUGGCAUACAGGGUUUCGGGAGUACAACAGGUUUCUCGUCACACUUGCACAACCCCUUCGUCGCCGUGGCGCAUCAGACUACUACCGAGUCCCAGGGUGAGGCAUGGGGUUUCUCACCGGUGUACACCGGCUCAUUUGCUGCCAAUGUCGAAAAAGGUUCGCAGGGAUUGACACGUGUGUCCAUUGGUUUCCAUCCAAACCAGCUAUCCUGGCCCUUGGCGCCGGGAGAAACCCUCACAUCUCCCGAGUGUGUUGCUGUAUACUCAAAAGACGGUCUAGGAGGGAUGUCACGCUCUCUGCACCGCCUGUAUCGCAAUCAUCUUAUGAAGAGCAAGUUCGCGACAGAUAACCGACCUGUCCUGUUAAACAGCUGGGAGGGUUGGUAUUUCGACAUCAACCAGGAGAACAUGUACCGCAUGGCACAAGAAUCCGCUGCUUUGGGUGUAAAGCUCUUCGUCAUGGACGACGGGUGGUUUGGCGACAAAUACCCUCGGACCUCAGACGCAGCCGGUCUGGGCGACUGGAUUCCCAAUCCAACGCGAUUUCCUAAUGGACUCGCCCCGCUCGUGAAAGACAUCACCUCCUUGAAGGUUGCCAACUUGUCGGAGAAUCUUCGCUUCGGUAUCUGGGUUUGA